ACAUGUUGAGUGUUGUACAGUUUUGAGAGAGAUAAGAAUCAGUAACUGAUGGCUAUGGCAAUUGAUCUAGAAAGCUCCUCGAAUGAUCUCACAGUUGUACUGUCUUCAAAGGAGAGAGACUUUCUAAUAUGUACAAACGGUGAACAGGUUACAUUGAGCAGCAUAACAGGAAAGAUUGUGGGCUUGUAUUUCUCCGGUUCAUGGUGUGGUCCACGUCGCCAGUUUACACCAAAGUUGGUGGAAGCUUACGAGAGUUUAUAUCCUAAAGAUGACUUUGAAAUAGUGUUCAUUUCAUCUGAUAAAGAUGACGAAUCGUUUAAUGAAUACUUUGUGAAAAUGCCGUGGCUUGCUGUUCCUUUUUCUGAUGCUGAGGCUAGAAAGAACUUAAAGCAGUUGUUCAAAGUAAGGGCAAUUCCACAUCUUGUGAUUCUUGAUGGGACAGGCAAAGUUUUGAGCAACGAUGGCGUUAAAUUUAUCAAGCACUUUGGUCCUGAAGCCUAUCCAUUUACAUCUGAAAGAAUUAAUUACUUGAGGCUGGAAGAAGAGAGGGCUAAGGAGAAUCAGUCUUUGAGGUCUCUUCUGGUCUAUGGAUCACGCGAUUUCUUGAUCUUGAAUGAAGAGAAAAAGAUUUUCGUGUCUGAGCUUGAAGGGAAAACAGUUUGCCUAUAUUUCGGAACGGGUACUCAUAGAGGGUGCAUAAAUUUCACCUUGAAGCUAGCAGAGGUAUACGAAAAGCUUAAAGGAAAUAACUUUGAAAUUGUGCUGAUUUCUCUGGAUGAAAAAUAUGAGGAUUUUAAAGAAAGCUUUGAAGCAAUGCCAUGGUUGGCUUUACCUUUCAAAGACAAGAACUGUGAGAGACUUAUUCAGUACUUUGAGCAUAAAUUCCUACCACAGCUUGUCGUAUUAAGUCCAGAUGGGAAGACUCUGCAGCAAAAUGCAGUUAAAUUUGUCGAAGAAUAUGGAGAUGAAGCAUUUCCUUUCACACAAGAAAAGCUUGUAACUUUGGCUAAUCUAAAGAAGAAGAAACUAGAAGCACAAACAUUAGAGUCCAUUCUUGUUACUGCAGAUCGAGAUUUUGUCAUUUCAAAUGGCGGUUUAAAGGUUCCUGUACACAAACUGGUAGGGAACAACAUUGUACUGUAUUUUGCAGCAAGUUGGAGUCUCCCAAGUCGAGAAUUUCAACCCAAACUCGUAACUGCAUACCAUGAAAUAAAGAAGAAAGACGGAACAUUUGAAGUGAUUUUCAUCUCUAGUGAUCAAGAUGAACCUUCCUUUAAUAACAUCUUCUCAAGUAUGCCCUGGUUGGCACUUCCUUAUGACGAUGAAAGGAGGUCAUUUUUGUCGCGCAGAUUCAACAUUGUAGGCAUUCCAGUGGCCAUAGCAAUUAGUCCUAAUGGCUGCACUGUGAAUACACAAGUAAGGCAGCUGUUAGAGACACACGGUGCAGGAGCCUAUCCCUUCACAGAAGAACAUAUAAAGAAUUUGCAGCAACAACUCGACAAAAAUACAACGGGUUGGCCCAAGAAAGACAGAAAUGAAAUUCACAAUGAGCAUGAACUUGCACUGAUACAUCAGCAAGUGUAUCUCUGCAGUGGGUGCAAGGAGAUGGGGUACGGGUGGGCUUUCUUCUGCAAACGUUGCGAUUACGGGCUCCAUCCAAAAUGUGCUCCAAAACAAGAAGAGAUGAACUGA
Solanum verrucosum is the source of this 1692-nucleotide messenger RNA. Its product is annotated as probable nucleoredoxin 1. NCBI's taxonomy places the organism in Eukaryota, Viridiplantae, Streptophyta, Magnoliopsida, Solanales, Solanaceae. The transcript is spliced from 4 exons. The record is from RefSeq and is a predicted model, not a curated record. The coding region runs from base 49 to 1692 and encodes 547 amino acids. Gene Ontology annotation, molecular function: thioredoxin-disulfide reductase (NADPH) activity.